Messenger RNA from Nicotiana attenuata, 853 nucleotides. Its product is annotated as protein LURP-one-related 15-like. The coding region runs from base 112 to 726 and encodes 204 amino acids. The record is from RefSeq and is a predicted model, not a curated record. The transcript is spliced from 3 exons. NCBI's taxonomy places the organism in Eukaryota, Viridiplantae, Streptophyta, Magnoliopsida, Solanales, Solanaceae.
ACAAAUGUGAGUUUUGAUCAUCUUUCCCCAAAUUACCAUAUAUAUAUAUAUAUAUAAUUCUGAUUGCUUUUGUGAUUGUAGUGCAUUAAUUACUACAUUGCGACAGGAGUGAUGGCAGGAACAAGCGAUCCACAGAUGGCUGUUCCUGCAAAUCCUGUGGCAGUAAUAGGUUCACAGCUUUGUGUUCCAUACCCUUCUGAUCUCAACAUCGUGAAAAAAGUCAUGACAUUAAAAGAUGGUGCAUUUCAAGUUGUUGAUGCUAAUGGAAAUGCUUUGUUUAAAGUCAAAGGCCAAGUCUUUAGCUUACGUGAACGUCGAGUCUUGGUUGAUGGUUCUGGCAAUCCUCUCGUAACUUUCCAACAAAAGCUAUUGAGUGCUCAUAAUAGAUGGCAAGCGUUUCGAGGAGAGAGUACGAACGCUAAAGAUUUGCUCUUUAGUGUCAAGAAAUCUGCACUUUUACAAUUAAAAACCAAGUUAGAUGUAUAUCUGGCUGCUAACACGAAAGAAGAAGUUUGUGAUUUCAAAAUUGAAGGCAGCUGGCUUGACAAAUCUUGCGCUAUUUAUGCUGCUAAUUCUACCAAAAUCGCCCAGAUGCACAAGAAACUCACUGCAGAAAGUAUGCUACUUGGCAAAGAUAAUUUUGGUGUGUCUGUGAGUGAAAACAUAGAUCAUGCGUUCAUAGUUGCUCUUAUUGUGAUUCUUGACGAGAUUAACGAAAAUGAUUGAGAUUAUGUCAAGAAUUUACAACAUCUAAUUUUUGUAUACUAUUUCCAUCUUUUUGUCAAUUUAAGAAGUAUGUUGUACUCUUUGUUUUUAGGCAGAAUAUCCUAAUAGACACCCGUAUUUGUUUCUA